This is a messenger RNA of Ectocarpus sp. CCAP 1310/34, 1284 nucleotides long. The record is from the annotation of a GenBank genome assembly. NCBI's taxonomy places the organism in Eukaryota, Phaeophyceae, Ectocarpales, Ectocarpaceae.
AUGGUCACCAAGGUGGAGUCCGAUGCCGUCCCUCAGGAUUUCGAGCCUGUGGCAAGCAAUACCGCGAGUGUUGUCGCCAUCGACGCGGCGACCGGGAUUGCCGGCGACCCAAGGGCCAUGGUUGCGGAAGCCACCGCCACCGCCGCCACCGCCGCCGCCGCCACCGCCGCCGCCGCUGCUUCUGGUGAUGCUUCUGCCGCUCUGCAUGCCUUCGUUGAGAGCUUGGCGAUUUCGGCGGUCCCGCUUCGAAUCCUGUCCGUUGAUGCACCCUCUGCUUCCACUUCGCAGCUAGAUGGCGGCCGCACGCAGCUGAUCCGUGUGGUGCUCCCGUUGGUGAUGAUGCUUUUGGUGUUGGUGAUGGUGCACAUCUACGAGGCGAGAACGCUGCGGAAGUCUAUGGGCGACUUUGUCGAGGAGGGAAGCACACUCGUACACGCCACCGACAGCCGCGAGCUAGCUCACUCCCGGCCGGUGACGGGCGGCGGUGGCGGCGGCGGCGAAACCCAGCGGCUCUGGCAGAUGUUCGCGUGGUUCCUGACCAAACUCGGGUCUCACGUGGCCACCUUGACGAUGAUGACCAAUGUCUGGGUCCUUGCAAGGCUUGGAGGGCGGCUGAACGCCGGCGAGGUCCGCCUCGGGCUUAUGGAGUUCGACCUAUCGGCGAUCCGGGGGAAGGUCGCGGACGCAGUGGCGAGGAUGGUCCUGCAGGCGCGGAGGCUGGCCUCGGUCAAGCAGAGCGUCGGCAGGAUGGCGACCAGGCUCGCUAACCUGGGCAGCAGGGUCGCCGUCCUCGAAGAGACUUCCCGCAAGCUGGACGAGCUCGCCCGCCGCCACGACGACCUCCAGAACUUGGUGGUCGAGAUCGGGAAGAGAAUGGCUCUGAAUCGCGUGGAGGCUGCUGGUUUCCGGGGGAAGAUUCGCGCUGAGUCGACGGCCAGCAGGGCCGACUCCGAUGCUUGGCUGCGCAGCAUCGAAGACGACCUCAGCGCUCUGCAGAAUUGGAGCAGGAGGAGGACGAGGAGGAGGAGGAGGAGGAGCAGUAGGAGGUCCCGGANGGAGGAGGAGGAGGAGGACGACGAGGAGGAGGAGGUGGUGGAGGACGAGGAGGACGAGGAGGACGAGGAGGACGAGGAAGAGGAGGAGGACGAGGACGAGGGCGAGGAGGACGAGGGGGAGGACGAGGAGGAGGACGAAGAGGACGAGGAGGAGGACGAGGACGAAGAGGACGAGGACGAGGAGGAGGAGGAGGAGGAGGACGAGGAGGAGGAGGAGGAGGAGCAGUAG